Molecule: messenger RNA, 2265 nt
Organism: Fonticula alba
Lineage: Eukaryota; Rotosphaerida; Fonticulaceae
Exons: 5
Coding region: 1-2265 (754 amino acids)
Biological process (GO): protein folding
Molecular function (GO): ATP hydrolysis activity; ATP binding; ATP-dependent protein folding chaperone
Source: RefSeq, a predicted model, not a curated record
AUGGCUCGCCUUCGCCCCUUCGGCCGUGGCGCCCUCUCCAAGGUUGGCUUCAUCUGCCUGUCGCUCUUUGUCCUGAUCGCGGCCUCCUCGACCCGGACCACCAAUGCCAAGGAGGAAAUCUUCCUGCGCGAGCUCAUCUCCAACGCCUCGGACGCCCUGGAUAAGAUCCGCCUGCUCAACCUCAAGGGCGCGCAGUCGAUCGACGCGGCGCCGGAGUUCAACAUCACCAUCCGCGCGGACCCGGAGAACAACGUCCUGCACAUCACCGACACCGGUAUCGGCAUGACCAAGGACGACCUCAUCAAGCACCUGGGCACCAUCGCCAAGUCCGGCACCGCCGAGUUCAUCGAGCAGUUCGCUAAGUCCAAUGACCAGGCCAACCUCAUCGGCCAGUUCGGUGUCGGCUUCUAUUCGUCUUUCCUGAUCGCCGACUCGGUGGAGGUGACCACCAAGCACAACGACGACCCGGUGCAGCAUGUCUGGACCUCGGACUCCACCAGCGGCUACAGCAUCCGCCCGGAUGCGUCGGCCGAGGUGGCCCCCCUGGGCCGUGGUACGCGCAUCUCCCUGCACCUGCGCGAGGAUGCGCGCGCCUUCCUCGAGGAGGCCACCCUGCGCGACCUUGUGGCCAAGUACUCGGAGUUCGUCCACUACCCCAUCUACCUGUGGACCACUCGCGAGGAGAAGCCCGAGGAGGGCGAUGCCGCGGCCACCGACGCCGAGGCCAAGCCCGAGGCCGAGGUCACCGAGAAGGCCGAGGAGGAGGAGCAGGAGGAUGCCGAGCUGGACCCCAUGUUCGAUGCCGAUGCCGAGAAGUCCGAGCCGGCCAAGAAGACCGUCAGCUCGUACGAGCGUCUGAACAUCAGCAAGCCCAUCUGGACUCGCGCCCCGGCCGACGUGUCGGAGGAGGAGUACAACGAGUUCUACAAGGCCUUCACCAAGGACUCCUUCACCCCGAUGGGGCACAUCCACUUCUCGGGCGAGGGUGAGGUUGACUUCAAGUCGCUGCUCUACGUCCCGGACCAGGCCCCCUCUGAGCUCUACUCUCCGGAGGGUCUGCCCAGCGCCAUCAAGCUCUUCGUUCGCCGUGUCUUCAUCACCGACGAGAUCACCGACCUCCUGCCCCGUUACCUGCGCUUCGUGCGCGGUGUUGUCGAUGCUGACGACCUGCCGCUCAACGUCUCGCGCGAGACCCUGCAGCACUCGCGCCUGAUGCGCCUCAUCCGCCAGCGCCUCACGCGCAAGUCCCUCGACCUCUUCCGGACCCUGGUCGAGAAUGAGAAGACCUCCGAGAAGUUCAUCAAGGAGUACUCCAACGCCAUCAAGGCCGGUAUCCUGGAGGAUCAGUCCAACCGCAAGCGCCUGGCCAAGCUCCUUCGCUUCAAGACCUCCUCCUCCGAUGGCAAGUGGCGCUCGCUUGAGGACUACGUCAAGGACAUGAAGGAGAAGCAGACCAAGAUCUUCUUCCUGGCCGGUUCCUCCAUGGAGGAGAUCAAGAACUCGCCCCUGCUGGAGCGUCUGGUGGAGCGCGGCUACGAGGUCCUCAUGCUGCCGGAGCCCAUCGACGAGUAUGCCGUGUCCAACCUGCACGAGUUCGAGGGUCACAGCUUCCAAAACAUCGCCAAGGACGACCUGGUCUUCGGUGACGAGGAUGACGCCUCGCGGACCGCGGAGAAGCAGCUCGAGGCCGACUUCGCCGGGCUGACCACCUUCCUGGGGCUCAUCCUCAACGAUGAGGUGGAGAAGGUCCGCAUCAGCAACCGCCUGACCAACUCCCCCUGUGCCCUGGUGGCCAGCAACUUCGGCCUCACUGGCAACAUGGAGCGCAUUGUGCGCGCCCAGCAGGCCGGCGGUGCCGGCUCCGCGCAGGACCCCCUGCAGCAGUUCUUCCUCUCGCAGAAGCGCAUCUUCGAGAUCAACCCCCGGCACCCGAUCAUUGUGGCCAUGCGUGAGCGCUACCGCCAGCGCAUUGAGAAUGCCCCGACCGCCGCCCCGGAGCAGGGCUCCGGCGCCUCCGUCACCCAGAUGGACACCGGCGACAUUGUGGCCGCCGCGCGUGUGCUCUACGACGCGGCUGCCCUCCGGUCGGGCUACGCUCUCAAGGACACGGCCGGCUUCGCCAGCCGCCUGGAGCGCAUUGUCCACGCUUCGCUGACCGCGGCCGCUGGCGAGACCGAUCCCCUGACCUACAUGCAGGAGACCGUUGUUGUUGGCACCGACGGCGAGGAGCCCACCUUCGCCUCGGACUUCCGCAGUGAGCUCUAA